UAGAAAUAUGAAGGUACAUGGGCUAUUCUCUGCUUCAAUAAUAUUUUCGUGGGAAAGGAACACACCAAAACAAACCACAAAGAAAAUUUUCUGUAGACUUUAGAAAAAAAUGAUUGGUGCAUACAAAUUACUUAUUCUAACUGGAAUCUUUAUUCAUGUACUGGGAUGUGUAUGCUUUUAUUUUGGAUUUCUACCUUCAAAUGCUUCAGCUAGCAAAACUUUUAGUGACAGAAAACAUGUGCAUAAUGUACCUGCAAAAUAUACUCAUCUUGUUGUCAUGGUAAUUGAUGCAUUAAGAACUGAUUUUGUUUUUGGUGAGGGAAGGUGGUCAUCUUAUAUGGCAUUCACAAGAAAGAAAAUAUUUCACAAUAAAACUUACAGUUACCAAGCAAGAACGAAACCACCAACAGUUACAAUGCCUAGAAUAAAGGCAUUUACUUCUGGUUCAAUCUCUGGCUUUAGUGACAUAUUUUUAAACAUUGCGUCACCAGAGUUUAAAGAAGAUAACUUUGUGACACAGAUGCACAAAGCUGGCAUGAAAAUGUUGUUUUUUGGGGAUGAAACAUGGUUGAAAUUAUUUCCAUAUCAAUUUGAAAGAUUUGACGGGACAAAUUCCUUUUUCGUGACAGACUAUACUGAGGUGGAUGAUAACAUAACAAGGCAUAUAGAAAAAGAAUUCAAACAGACAGAUUGGAAUGUAACGGUAAUGCAUUAUUUAGGACUGGAUCAUAUUGGACAUCUAGCUGGCCCAUCGAGCCCGUUAGUUGGACCAAAGUUAACUGAAAUGGAUCGAAUUAUAGAGCUGAUUUUUAAUAAGCUAGUAUACCGGGACAAGAACUUGGGUACUCAGAGCUUGCUGUUGAUUUGUGGUGAUCAUGGAAUGAGUGAUGCGGGAAGUCAUGGUGGUUCAUCCCUGCAAGAGAUAUUGACGCCUGCUAUUUUUAUAGACACUAAAGCAGGGGUUCAUUUUACCAACAAGACUAUAGAGCAGGUUGAUUUUGCAUCAAAUCUUGCUGUUUUGUUUGGUCUUCAAGUCCCGUUGUCAAGUGUUGGUCGACCUAUACCGCUGUUGGAUACCUUAUACAGCAAAAAAGAACUUGUUAAAAUUAAUCAGCAUUUUGCUUGUCAACUACACUCCAUGGCGGAGGAUAUAGUAUCGAAGACGCUAUUAUCGCAAUUGCUUGCUCUAUGUCAUGGUAACACACACUCUGCGGAAGAGAUAUUACGCCUUACUACCGAGCAUUUGCAAAGUUUAAGUCCAGAAUAUAAGAUUGAGUUGAUGGUUACUGGUAUAUGCUUGAUGAUAUUAGGAUGCUUCACUUUAUUUUAUAUCUUGGUUGCCGCCAUGCCAGCCACCAAUUCAUUAGUGGAAUUGAUUGAUGUAAACAAAGAAGGCGAAACGGCGAGUUUAAAAAACAAAAUGGCGGUCCAAGUUGUGAAUAUAUACCAAAUAGUAUGGGUAUGUUUGUUUCUUGUUAGCAUGUUUUCGAGCAGUUUUAUAGAAGAAGAACACUAUAUUUGGUAUUACUUUGUUACCAGCUUCUUUUUGCUGUUGUUACUGCUAACCGAACGUUCAGAGUCAGCAGUACUUUUGCUUCUGUUAACGUUACUCCGUGUAGCUCGCGCAUGGAACCGCACUGGCGUUAAAUGGAUAGGUUUGGCGGAUUUAGGCGACUGGUUUUUCGAAAGAAAUAUAAACUAUUUUGUGUUUGUUUACAUGACGCUAUAUGUGACUGUGUAUGGUUUCUACAUGUACACGGAAAGAUGGUCGGGAAAAGUAGCGCUGACGUCAGCCUUUUUGUUGCUGACUGUGCAGAAGUUAUGUUCAAAUAAUAGGUUUGAAGUAUUACCGAAAGAUUCUGUAACUGCGUUAUAUUUGUCUCGCUUAGUAUAUUUAAAUGUUGGUGUUAUGGCCUUGUUAUACCAGCUUUCAUACGUGCAACAGUUAAAAAGUGUUGUGGUGGUGUUGAACAUGUUAUUGUUGAGAUGGGAAAACAUUCCUUGGUUUUGUACUAUCAUUUUUAUUGAGUUGGUGAUCAUACAAAAAUGUUUAAAAUGGCAAACGUGUAUUUUCAGUAAAUACCAAGUGUUUUGGUUAUUUCAUUCGAUGUCCAAGUUCACCUACUUCUCACAAGGUAACUCGAACAGUUUGACAACUGUCGACAUAUCCACUGGAAUAAUUGGUUUUGACGAAUACUAUCCAGUGACGGCUAAUUUGAUUACGUUAUUUGCCACUUACGGAGGAGAGUGGUUCUGGUUUGCAAGCUUCCACGAUUUUGUGCAUUCAACAAGUUGCGAAAGGUUAUGCCCACGAAAUGAAGUAUUUUGCAAAAGUUUUGACUUCGAAAGCAAUCUCCAACAACUCCAUAUAGAUGGAAUAUAAUUGUAGGCACGUCGAAAAAUCCACGGCGACAUUUCGUGCACCCAAAGAAUGAACUGGAGGUUUACUCUGCUGACGUAUGCUCUUUUUUUAGGAUCACGUCAGAUAUGACGACUCAAAUUGCUGUCGUGUCGGUAUUAUUUCAA
Hydractinia symbiolongicarpus is the source of this 2526-nucleotide messenger RNA. Its product is annotated as GPI ethanolamine phosphate transferase 2-like. Lineage: Eukaryota; Metazoa; Cnidaria; Hydrozoa; Anthoathecata; Hydractiniidae. The coding region runs from base 110 to 2383 and encodes 757 amino acids. Gene Ontology annotation, cellular component: endoplasmic reticulum membrane. The transcript is spliced from 9 exons. Gene Ontology annotation, biological process: GPI anchor biosynthetic process. The record is from RefSeq and is a predicted model, not a curated record.